Cyanidioschyzon merolae strain 10D is the source of this 1356-nucleotide messenger RNA. Its product is annotated as NAD-dependent deacetylase sirtuin 1. Gene Ontology annotation, molecular function: NAD+ binding. The coding region runs from base 1 to 1356 and encodes 451 amino acids. NCBI's taxonomy places the organism in Eukaryota, Rhodophyta, Bangiophyceae, Cyanidiales, Cyanidiaceae. The record is from RefSeq and is a predicted model, not a curated record. The transcript has a single exon.
AUGGAAACCGGUGAAUCUCCGUCCAGUGAAAGCCUCGAGGAACUAAGUGAGGGAACGGAGGCUUCGUCGCCCUCUGGAUCGACGAUAUACUCUUCUGCGCUUGCUCUUCUUCGAGGCGAGCGGCACGUACGGGUUGGCGCUAGCGAAACCGAGCUCCGAAAGCUCCUAGCUGACGAGAUAGGACCUGAGAGGCUGAAAGAGCUGGUAGAGGAAACAAAGCUGGACGAGGAAACUAUCCUAGCUACAGUUUUGGCUUCUAUCCUCGAACGAGGCUACGUGCGUCCAAAACUCCCUGAAAUCAACACCCUAUCUGAUGUGGUGUCGCUGCUUCGAAAUUCCGAGAACAUCCUCGUCUUGUGUGGUGCAGGGAUAUCAACUUCACUCGGCAUACCAGACUUUCGGAGCGAGGGCGGCAUCUACGAACGGGUUCAGGCGCGAUACCCUUUCCUUGACGACCCUCAGAUGCUUUUCGAUCUGGACCAGUUUCUGGUUGACCCGCGGCCUUUCUAUGAGUUUGCGGCUGAAAUUUUCCCACCAGAAGAGGCGCUUCGAAAACCAUCUUUCUGUCAUCGGUUUAUUGCACAGCUUGAGCGAUCCGGCAAGUUGCUUCGAUGUUAUACACAGAACAUUGACGGGCUCGAGCGUGCAGCGGGAAUUAGCCGAACGAUAUUCUGCCACGGUAGCUUCGAUACGCUUCGCUGCGUCAAGUGCAACCGGUCACGUGCGAUAUGUGAACAGGAUCGACAUCAGAUUCGAAGAGGCAACGUGAUCUAUUGUGAGCGAUGUACCGGAGAGGAAGCGUUGCAUGCUAAUGACAAGCGCUCAAGCUUGGAUGAUGGCCUUGCAUCUGACAGCGAAGACUCGUGCGGAUCCGACGGUUUCGACCCUGAGCCAGUCAUGAAGCCGGGUAUAGUGUUUUUCGGCGAGCCGUUGCCGCAGGAGUUUUUCGAUUCAAUCGAAGAUGAUCUUCGACGAGCUGAUAUGCUCCUCGUCAUUGGAACAUCGUUGCAGGUGGCGCCCGUUGCCGAUAUGCCGCGCAGCCUCGACGCAAGCGUCCCGCAGAUUCUGGUGAACAGGGAAGUAGUCGCACGAGCAAGAAUCCAGUUUGAUGUGGAGCUCCUUGGUGACUGUGACUUUAUCGUUCGAUUAAUAGCAGAGCUUCUGGGCUGGUCGGACAAAAUAGGUGAUACGGAGCGAUGUUCGCUGGCUGGCGACCCAGAACAGUACUUUCAACUGCCAAGUCGCUAUGUGUUUCCGGGUGCACGACUCGACCCCGACGGAGCCGGACAUCGACUGCAAGCCGAUGACAUGUCGCAAAAUCCCGAAUCAGGUGCGACUUGGAAUGGAUUUCAGUGA